Messenger RNA from Oppiella nova, 1459 nucleotides. Lineage: Eukaryota; Metazoa; Arthropoda; Arachnida; Sarcoptiformes; Oppiidae. The record is from the annotation of a GenBank genome assembly.
CUCCUUUGAAUAAAUAGCUGAAUCAUAGUGAGUGGGCUCGCAGUCCAAGACAAUACACUUGCAGACAAUUUGUGGUCAAAACACAUCUCAUUCACAUCUUUAUCGUCAGAUUACAAGAACUCAUUGAUUGACUGCAAUGCCGGUCGAGAACUUAGAAGAGGAGAGUUUGGCGAAGAACCCGAACCUCGAGUUAUCGCAAUGGAAGUUCAUGUUAACCACAGAACAGUUCAAAGACAAUAUCGCCAUCAGAGACAACCUGUUGGCCGCCAUCCACGAGAAAGAUAUGGCGCCCUUCUAUCAGGAGGUGUGUCAGGACCUGAAUUGGCCGCUGAAUAGCGAUCUCUUGAAUCAAAUGAAAGCGAAGAACGAGAAGAGACUGAAAGAGUUGGACGAAGCCAUCGAUGACGCGGAGAAGAACGCGGGGGAGAUGGAGGUCCGGGAGGCGAAUCUGGCGAAAGCCGAGUACUACAGCCUUAUCGGCGACAAAGAGGCCGCUCUGACGGCUCUCCGUAAGACAUACGAGAAGACUGUAUCGUUGGGCCACCGCUUGGAUCUGGUGUUUCAUAUGAUCCGAAUCGGACUCUUCUAUUUGGACCACAACCUGAUGGCCCGGAAUAUCGACAAAGCGAAGGCUCUGAUCGAAGAGGGAGGGGAUUGGGAUCGCCGUAAUCGGCUGCGCGUCUAUCAGGGCUUUUAUGCGCUGGCGAUUCGCGACUUCACUCAGGCGUCCAACUUCUUCUUAGACACCAUCUCGACGUUCACGUGCUAUGAGCUCACGGACUACAAGUCGUUCGUCUCGUACACUGUCUUGUGUUCAGUGAUUGCUUUACCGCGCGUUGAGCUCCGGAAGAAAGUGAUCAGAGGCUCGGAGAUACUGGAAGUGCUGCACACGAACACCGAUGUCCACGACUACCUGUUCUCGCUGUACGAGUGCCAGUACGCCAAGUUCUUCCGGAAGCUCUCGUGGGUGGAGAACCACAUGAAAACCGAUCGCCUCUUUGCGCCCCACUAUCGCUAUUAUAUCCGUGAGAUGCGAAUCCUGGCCUACAAUCAGUUGCUCGAGUCGUACCGGAGUCUGGAGUUGAAAUACAUGGCCGACGCGUUUGGGGUCACCGUUCAGUACAUCGAUCAAGAGUUGGCCCGUUUUAUAGCCGCCGGACGUCUUCACUGCAAAAUAGAUAAAGUGAACGGAAUUGUGGAGACCAACCGACCCGACAGUAAGAACUAUCAAUACCAGGCCUGCAUUAAACAGGGGGACAUCCUAUUGAAUCGCAUCCAGAAGCUGAGUCGAGUGAUCAACAUUUGAAACCAUUAUAUUAUUAAUUUACCUUUUCUUUGUGUAUUGAUUGCAUUCAUUUGUGGCUAAAUUUUUAAAAUUAAAUUUAAAGAUAACUUAAUUGCAAUUUAUCUUUUUAUUAUAAUUUGUUAAUUCAAUCAAAAAUACAAUUUUCUGUCAAUA